AUGUAUUAUAUGAAGUUUCUUUUACUUGCUGUAGUAGUAUUUCUAAAUGUUAUUAAUGAAGGUUCAACAAGUGACAUUAUCUGUGCUAGUACAACAGAUACAUGUACUCCAGCAGAAACAUCGAAACUACAAUGUGAAGGAACAGGAAAGAUUCAUGUAAUUCCAGAUGAAUGUAUAAAUGAUGGUGGUAUUGAUGCUGUUGGAGAUUCACUCGAAAUCUAUUGUGUUUGUAAUCGAGCUCGAUUUUGUUUGUCUGGUGAAGCAUGUCCAUGGCGAAAUCCAACAACAAAUGAAGUAGACAAUAGUCGCACUUGUUCACGAGCUGGUCUUACUUCAUCCUAUAUGGCCAAUGCUUGGUGUAAUCAAUGGAAAAAUCAAACGAACUAUAAUUGUUGUUACGAUGGUUUUAUUGGAUUUUAA
Adineta ricciae is the source of this 420-nucleotide messenger RNA. The record is from the annotation of a GenBank genome assembly. NCBI's taxonomy places the organism in Eukaryota, Metazoa, Rotifera, Eurotatoria, Adinetida, Adinetidae.